Molecule: messenger RNA, 2518 nt
Organism: Harpegnathos saltator (Jerdon's jumping ant)
Lineage: Eukaryota; Metazoa; Arthropoda; Insecta; Hymenoptera; Formicidae
Product: heparanase
Exons: 6
Coding region: 81-1682 (533 amino acids)
Cellular component (GO): membrane; extracellular matrix
Molecular function (GO): hydrolase activity, acting on glycosyl bonds
Source: RefSeq, a predicted model, not a curated record
AACAGACCAAUAAUGUAAGGUUUAGCGACGAGGAAUACAAUCGGCUUAAUCCGAUCAGCUAAGUACCGCAGUGAAUUUCAAUGAUUAUGAAUUAUUUUGCGAACAAUAAUUGGAGCAAAAAUCAGUAUCGGAAUCUGAACAAUGCACAUGUACAAAACAGUUCAACAGUAUGUUCUCUUAUUUAUUGUACGAUACUGGGUCUUUAUUCUAUAUUAAUACUUUUGUUAUGGAAUUUUAACAUUCAUGCUAAAGUGAAUACCUAUGUGUUACAUUUUGAUAAACUACAAUCUGUCUCAUAUAUCACAUCUGACAAGUUCCUCUCAUUUGGUCUUGACACAUCUUUACUCAGAAAGAUGAAUGAAUUACCUAUUAGAUAUGAAAAAUUUAUUAAUUUAAGCCGAUACUUGAGCCCUGCUUAUAUCAGAAUAGGUGGAACUUCAGCUGAUUGCCUGAUAUUUAAUGAGAAGAUGGAACAAAAUUAUUUCAAGAAGAUUCCUAGUUUUGUGGAUGGUCAGGAUAUUAGUAAUUUUACUAUCUCUGGCAUGAACUUGAUUGAAAUUUAUGAGUUUGUGGUAAAAUCUAAGUUACGAAUGAUUUUUGAUCUGAAUGUAUUACUUAGAAAUCUAGACGGAUCAUGGAAUGACACUAAUGCACAAGAAAUUAUCACAUUUGCUAAAAAUCAUGAUAUGGAAUUGGAUUGGCAAUUAGGGAAUGAACCGAAUUCAUUCAAACAUGUAUUCAAUAUGACGAUUUCUGCGAUUGAACUCGCAAAGGACUACGAUUGUUUGAGGCAAUUACUGGACGAAACAGGAUAUAUUGAGAGCAUUCUCGUCGGGCCAGAAGUAAAUCAUGUUGGUGAUACAAAUCAUAUGGGAGAGAAAUAUGCUGAGAUAUUUCUAAAAAGUCAAAAAAAUAUCGUGAAUUACGUUACCUGGCACCAAUAUUAUCUGAAUGGACGGGAAGCUAAAAUUCAAGAUUUUAUAAAUCCUAAUACAUUCAAUUAUUUACCGAUGCAAAUUAAAGUUAUGAAAGAUUUCAUCGCUGCAUCAAGGAGAAAUGUUUCUAUAUGGUUAUCAGAAACGAGUACUGCAUAUGGUGGAGGAGCACCCGAAUUAUCUGAUAGAUUCAUAGCAGGAUUUCUGUGGUUAGAUAAAUUGGGAUACAGUGCUAGUGCUGGAUUGAAUGUCGUCACUAGACAAUCGUUAUUUGGUGGAAAUUAUGCUAUGAUAUCGUCAGAUCUUACACCGAACCCUGACUGGUGGGUCAGUGUUGUUUAUAAGCAAUUCGUAUCAAAGAAAGUCUUGAAAUUAAUAACGCCGAAUAAUUACGGCUAUGUUCGUCUGUACGCGCAUUGUACACUACAACAAGCUCUUAUCAAUAAAAAAUCAGCCAUUACAAUUUAUGGAAUGAACAUAGACAAAAUUCCAGCCCAUAUAGAUAUUCCGAUGUUAACUGUACAACCUAACAAAGUUGUAAAAAUACUCCUUUACUCUUUGACCGCAGAUCAUCUUCAGUCGAGUGAGAUAAAAAUGAAUGAUGAAGUAUUGAAAUUGCAACCAAAUGGAAGUUUACCGUUAUUUCGACCUAAAAUACUGAAAUCUACGGAUUCUGUUAUUCUGUCGCCGUACUCCAUGGUGUUUAUGAUAAUUUAUGGCAUUGAAGUUCCUGCCUGCUCAAGUUAAAUGGAUCUCACAUGUGAUAAGUCGUAUGCGUGAUUUUAUAACGUUUAUAUAUCUUAUUAAACUAUACUAAAUACGCACACAUCUUUAUAUAACUUAUAUUAAAUAUUUUUAUAACUUAAUAACAUGGUAAAAUUUUAGAAUUUGUAAAGGAUCUUGCAAAAGAAGAUAUAUAGUAAGAGUAUAUGGUAUAGUAUAUAAGAGGCAAGAAUUUGAAUGAAAAUUUAUUAUAUAUCUAAUGUGUAAUCUAUAUGUGUAAACCAUUAGUAUGACUUGUUUACUGUUACUUUUACAAAUAAUCAAUUAUAAUAAACUAUUAUAAUAAAAUUCACUAUUAUAAUUAGUGUAUUAUAUAGAGCAAUAACAGUCAAUUAUAUGUUGUUACUAUAAUCAGAAAUUUCCCUCUUUGAAUGCUGUCAUACUCCAUGGUGUUUAUAGUAAUUUAUGAUAUUGAUAUUCCUCCACAUAUACAUCUACUUGAGUUAAAUAGAUCUCAUGCGCAUAACUCGCUCAUGGAUGUGCGAUUUUACAAUGUUUAUAUAUCUUAUUAAAUCUUAUACUAAACACAUCUAUAUUGUAACUUAUAUAUAUUUAUAUUAUAUAUAUAUAUAAUUUUUAUAACUUUUACUCUCUUCCUUUUCUCAAGUGUUAUUUUCAUGUAUAUAAUGUGCUUUUAUAUAUGAAUAUCCAUUUUAUUUAUUAAUGACACAUGUUUACAUUUAUACUUUUUCCAAUAUAUUAUUCUAACUGGAAUACAUAGAAUUAUUAUCAUUGAAUUAUAUGAUUUAAUCCAAAAAAGAGUUAAUAAUAUAUCUCUUUUUAACAUACUAUAUUUUUUU